CUCUGUGUCUUCCUCUGUCUACGUUAGUAUGAUGAUAGUACGUUGGUUUUAAAGGUUUCCAGUCUUCAGUACAAACGGCUUCCUGCUGGUCUUUAGCUGUGAGUUUGCUUGUUGCAGGCAGAGAGGCUUUGUGAACCUUGAUAGCACUCCGUGUUGACAGCUGGAAGCAGUCUUAACAUAAAUGACGAAGCUUUGAGAUUCACCUGACGGCACAAGUUUCUCCUCCUCAGUCCAGUUUGGCCACUGAUUCCUCUGAUUUCCAGCUGACAUUCUUAAUAACAGCAUCAUAAAAACACCACCAUCAAGAACACUUUGGAUCAGAGUCAAGCUCUGAUUUAGCAGUCGAACCAAAUGGACACGGACAGAAGUCCCAUUGAAGAGGAGCCAUACCAUUGUGACCAAUGUGGGAAAACUUUCUUUUUGAAAUCUAGUUACAAACAACAUAUGCGUACUCACACCGGUGAGAAGCCAUAUCGUUGUGACCUGUGUGGGAACAGAUUCCCUUAUUUAAGUAGUUAUAAAAAACACCUACGUAUCCACACUGGAGAGAGACCAUACCAGUGUGAACAAUGUGGGAAGAGGUUCCGCUGCUCUGAUGAAAUGAAGCUGCACCAACGUACCCAUACUGGAGAAAAACCAUACAGCUGUGACCAGUGUGCUAAGAGUUUCAGUCGGCGUAGUUACUACAUUGAUCAUCUUCGUAUCCACACUGGAGUUAAACCAUACUGCUGUGACCAAUGUGGGAAAAGCUUCAGUCGUUCUUAUACUUAUAGACAACACAUGCGCAUCCACACUGGAGAGAAACCAUACUGGUGUGACCAAUGUGGGAAGACUUUUAGAAGUUCAAGUAAUUACGCCCAACACGUGCUUGUUCACUCUGGAGAGAAACUGUAUUGCUGUGAGCAAUGUGGGAAAUGUUUCUAUUAUUCAAGUAGUUACAAACAACACCUGCAUGUUCACUCUGGAGAGCUUCCAUACUGCUGUGAGCAAUGCGGGAAAAGUUUCAGUCAGUCAAAGAGUUACAACCAACACCUACGGAUUCACUCUGGAGAGACACGAUAUUGCUGUGACCAAUGUGGGAAAAGUUUUUAUUAUUUAAGUAGUUACAACCAACACCUGCUUGUACACUCUGGAGAGAGAGCGUUCUGCUGUGACCAAUGUGGGAAAAGUUUCUAUCAUUUAGGUACUUUCAAACGACACCUGCGAGUCCACACUGGAGAGAAACUGUAUAGCUGUUCACAGUGUAAGAAGUCAUAUGCUUGGCUGAAGUCAUUGAAGAACCACCGCUGCAGCAGCAAAACAAAUGAAAAGAGUACUGACUGUUUGUAGGAAGGGAAAAAAAUGUGUUUUGAUUUUAAUGUCGUAAUCAUUACAUUUCACAUUGAUUUCAUUCCAUAUAUGGUCAGUAUUUUUUCAGCAAUAGCUAUUCAAUGUAUUUGCAUUCCGUUACGUAUUUCUCAAUAUUUGUUGGCAGAGUUUGUUCAACUCGCCCACCUACGUGUGAUGGAUCUAGUGAUGCAUGUGUGUAAUCCAUUGUUUGUUUCGGAUGCAUUUCAUUCAUCUCACUCACUCUCUUAUAGACACAUCAGACCUGUAUUAACCCUUUCAUGCAUAGUGGUCACUACAGUGGACAGCUAUUCAAAAGCCGUUUUCUUAGAUAUGCAUGGGUUUUGAUGGUAUAGUUGCACAUCAGCCACCACAGUGGACUAUAGUGUGUCAUCCAAUGUUUGAAAAAAAAUUAAGUUCAAAUAUUUUUUUUCAUGCCCAAAGGAGAAUAAAAACACUUAGGAAAAAAAAUCCUGACUGAGGUUAUCAUAAUUCAUGCAUGAAAGGGUUAAAGCACAGGCCAAGGCUCGACUAUUUUCCAGCUGUUGACUUUAAGCUCCUUCUUCUGUUCAGUAUGUUGAAAAUCUGGACAACUUAUCUACAGAUGAGUCUGAGAUAUUGAGAUAUUGAUGAUUUUGCGUCUGUAUGGCUGAGGACCAAACUGACAAUUCAAUAAAGAACAAAAAAAGUGAUGACAUCAA
Molecule: messenger RNA, 2027 nt
Organism: Thunnus maccoyii (southern bluefin tuna)
Lineage: Eukaryota; Metazoa; Chordata; Actinopteri; Scombriformes; Scombridae
Product: zinc finger protein 239-like
Exons: 3
Coding region: 352-1329 (325 amino acids)
Source: RefSeq, a predicted model, not a curated record